Messenger RNA from Rotaria sordida, 1131 nucleotides. The record is from the annotation of a GenBank genome assembly. Lineage: Eukaryota; Metazoa; Rotifera; Eurotatoria; Philodinida; Philodinidae.
AUGAAACACUAUAUAACAUCUCUUCCUCGAUUAAAUCUAAUACCUGCUUUACCUAAAAAUCCACGUAAUUAUCCAAUUAUAUUGAUUGGUGCUGGUGGAAUUGUUACUUUAGGACAUUUACCAGCUUAUAAAAUAGCCGGAUUUUCUGUAAAAGGUAUUUAUGAUAUUGAUCAACAAAAAGCAUUUGAUGUAGCCAAAAAAUGGCAUAUACCAAAAGUAUAUAAUACAAUCAAUGAAGCAUGUACAACAUCAACAAAUGAAAAUAUUAUUUUUGAUUUAGCUGUACCAGCAAACCAAAUACAAUCUGUUCUUAAACAACUUCCAGUAAAUUCUCAUGCACUUAUUCAAAAACCAAUGGGUGAAAAUUUAAUUGAUGCUCAAUCAAUUGUUAAUAUAUGUAAACAACGUCAUAUUCAUGGUUCAAUAAAUUUUCAACUUCGUUAUGCUCCUUAUAUACUUGCUCUUAAAGAUGCUAUUCGUCUUGGUUGGUUAGGUCAACGAUUAACAACAGUUGAAAUACAUGUUAAUGUAGAUACGCCAUGGACAUCAUGGCCAUUUUUAGCAACUGUAAAACAUCUUGAACCAACCUAUCAUUCAAUACAUUAUGUUGAUUUAAUACGUGAUCUUUUAAAACCAUAUGAACCUACUGCUUUACAUUGUCGUACAAGUCAACAUAUAAUGAUGCCUCAUUUGACAUCGGUACGAUCUUCUUAUUCAUUUGAAUAUACACAUGAUCCAAUGUUAUAUGUAAAUAUUUAUACAAAUCAUCAUCAUCGUUGGGGUACGAAACAUGCACAAUCUUAUAUACUUGUUGAAGGAACAGGGGGUGCAGCUAAAGCACAAAUAGGUAGUAAUUUUGCAUAUGGAAAAAAUACAGAAGGACAACAAACAGAUUAUUUACAAAUUUGUUCAGAUGAAAUAACUAAAGGUGAAUGGAUUGAUAUUGAUUUACAAGGGCGACGUAAUCUUCCUCAUGCAUUUAUUGGAUCAAUGGCAGCAGCUAUACGUCGAUAUGAAAAUGUACAUGAUCAACCGUCAACUGAUAUUGAAGAUGCACUCAAAACAAUGAUAAUAAUAGAAACAGCAAGAAAAAGUUCGACAUAUAAUAUGACUCCAAUUCAUUAUAAUUAA